Messenger RNA from Hibiscus syriacus, 1599 nucleotides. Its product is annotated as AAA-ATPase At3g28600-like. NCBI's taxonomy places the organism in Eukaryota, Viridiplantae, Streptophyta, Magnoliopsida, Malvales, Malvaceae. The record is from RefSeq and is a predicted model, not a curated record. Bases 19 to 1491 code for a protein of 490 amino acids. Gene Ontology annotation, molecular function: ATP binding; ATP hydrolysis activity. The transcript has 2 exons.
AAGUCGGGGGAGAAAAGUAUGAUGAUCGAUUCAUGGGCUCAAAUUGGAUCAACCAUUGCUGGUUUGAUGUUUACUUUAGCUACAUUACAGCAAUUCUUCCCCCACCAACUUAGAGUUUCUUUGCAACAGUUUGUCUUCGCCUCACUUCAACGGUUCUCUUUUGUUCAAAAGUUGUGUGAUCAUUUUGUUAGCUUUUUCUCACCUUAUAUUCAAAUCACGUUCCCUGAAUACUCUGGUUUUUGGAGCAAUCAAGCCUUCUCCGCCAUCGAAACAUACGUCGGAGCUUUAUCCACCACCAAGGCCUCACUGCUCAAAGGUAGUCUCAUCAAAAACAGCAAAGCUCUUGUUCUUACAAGGGAUGACCUUAAGGUGUCAGAUGAGUUUGAUGGGGUUAAGGUUUGGUGGAUUCUGGACCCUUCUCCUUCUACAAGUUCUUCAGAGGACAAGUACUUUCAGCUCAUCUUCCAUCGACAGCAUCGUGAUUUGGUCACCGGGCCAUUCUUGGAUCAUGUUCUUGAACAAGGGAAGGCCAUUAAGGCAAGGAACAAGCAGAGGAGGCUUUAUACGAACAAUCCUAGUGAUAACUGGAGUUCUUACAAGAAGAACUUGUGGAGUGACAUUGCCUUUGAGAACCCUGCUACAUUUCAAACAAUAGCAAUGGACCCCAAGAAAAAGGAGGAAAUCAUCAACGUCCUGAUGAGUUUUAGUAAAGCCAAAGAGUAUUAUAUGAAGCUCGGGAAGCCAUGGAAACGAGGGUAUCUCCUUUACGGUCCGCCGGGAACCGGUAAGUCUACUAUGAUUGCUGCAAUGGCUAACCUCUUGAACUAUGAUAUCUAUGAUCUAGAGCUGACUACUGUUAAAAACAAUACGGAGCUUAGGAAGCUAUUGACUGAAACAUCGAGUAAGUCCAUAAUUGUGAUCGAGGACAUUGAUUGUUCAUUAGAUGUAACUGGUGAAAGGAAGAAAGAAAGAUCAAAAACCAAUGAGAAAGAUCAGAAGAGCCCCGUAAAUGAAAACACCAGUAAAGUUACACUUUCGGGGCUUUUGAAUUUCAUUGAUGGGACUUGGUCAGCUUGUGGAACUGGGAGGAUCUUUGUGUUCACUACUAAUCAUAUUAACAAACUUGAUCCGGCUCUAAUCCGACGAGGCCGAAUGGAUAUGCACAUUGAGCUUUCAUAUUGCAGCUUUGAAGCAUUCAAGAUGUUGGCCAAGAACUAUUUGGAUCUUGAUUCACACGAAUUGUUUGAAAAGAUUGGGAUUUUGUUUAAGGAAACAGAGAUGACUCCGGCUGAUGUUGCGGAGAACUUGAUGCCGAAACGUGAGAAGAAAGACCCAGAUUCUUGUUUGGAGAGCCUCAUUGAAGCUCUUUCUGAUGCCAAAGAAAAGGCAAAGUCGAAAACUGAAAAGGAAAAAACAACCAAAAUCAAGGAAGAAAGAGGCAAGAAAUUUUAUGCUAGUUUAAUUAAGAAAAGAUGGCUGUUCCAGGCUUAGUUGUUCAUUACUCUAAUCUUAGAUUACAUUGUUAAAUUUCUGGCUAGCUAUUGCCUUUAACUGCACUUCAACCACAAGUCAUUUUAGUAUAUUACUCACAUUACAGAG